GUACCAGCACGUGACCAAGGCACUCUGGGAAAUCUACCCCUAAUAAAAAGGCCGCGGGCGAUCAUUUACAUCAGGGUGGAAUAGCGACAGCGAAGGCAAAGCUUUUUUACAUCCCUUUUAUCGGCUUCGAGAAAUGAUGCUUCAAGCUAAAGCCUUCGGGCUAGUAAUAUGUUUACUGGCCGUCAGCAACGUGAUGAUGAAAUCGACAUCCGAGAUCUACAGGGAGCUAGAGGAAGUUCUGGAGACCUUAGAAGAGGAGAAAAGGGAAGAGGAAGCAGCGAACGAAAUUAAUGGGAAUGUCUUGACGCGGAUGAACAAUGCUAACUACACUCUCGCUGUGCAAGCCAUACAGGAAGCCAAAGUUCUACUCGAGAAGGAGUAUGCUGAAAUAAGAAAUCCUCAUUUUCUGGCAGGUGAUGACAAAAAAUCUGGCUCAGCAUCGGCUUCGACAAUGGAAGGUCUUAACGACCUGACCUACGGUUCCCAUGGUGAACAGGAAGAAAACAAAACUCUGAUAGCGCUUUUUGCCGCGGAAAUUCUCAUCAACAAACACAACUUCAAGGACAUCGAGGAGUUGGCAAGUGAUGGUGGCGUUAGAAAGGCGUUUAGGGAAGAAGAGGGGAACUGUAAAGGAAAAAAUAAAAUCCUUGACCUCAACUGCACUCUAGUGGAGAAUUCGCCGUACAGGACAAUCAAUGGCACUUGUAACAAUCUGGAUAACCCGCUCUGGGGUUCUAAAGACGCAGUCCAAAUCCGGGUCUUGUCUGCAGAUUAUGACGAUGGGAUUGGCUCCCCAAGACAAACUAGCGUGGAUGGUGGGGAUCUUCCAAGUGCCAGGACAGUGACAAGAACUGUACUUGUGUUUGAUACUUCGGGUAACCCAUCCAAUUCCACACCGGAAGACCAGUUUAGGACAAUGAUGAUGACAGUAUGGGGACAGUUCCUCGACCAUGACAUCACAGAAACCCCAAUGACGAAAGGUAGAAACAAUACCAAUGUGGCUUGCUGCCAGUUGCCAAAGGCACAGAGAGACGAAAGGACCACCCAGUGCGUGCCCAUUACAAUUGAACCUGGCGACGUUCGUCUCACGGGAACUUGUAUGGAUGUAAUACGGUCCUUGCCAACCAGAGAAAAACCAUGUAUUCCAGGGGUUCGAGAGCAAAUCAACGGCAUCACAUCUUUUAUUGAUGCUUCCCAGGUGUACGGCUCCGAUGAGGAAGUAGCUCACGAACUUCGGACAUUCAGUAACGGUUUACUGAAAGUUGCUGGUCCUAACCUGCUACCGAAAAACAAAGACCCAUCAGCUUGUCUCCUGAAGAACACUAAUACACACUGCAUGUUUGCUGGCGACAUACGAGUGAAUGAGAAUCCUCACCUUGGGGCGAUACAUGUCGCCUUUGUUCGAUUCCACAAUACUUUGGCCACACGUAUGAAGACCGCGAAUAAUGCCCUCGAUGAUGAGGCUAUAUAUCAGCGGUGUAGGAAGUUAAUCGGCGCCAUUAUGCAGCACGUGACCUAUACAAAAUGGCUACCGGCAGUGCUCGGAGAAAAGCUAAUGAGAAAGCAUGAUCUCGAACUAACCGACGAGGACGACUACAACGUCAAGAUCAACCCGUCCACCAUGAACCAGUUCAGUUCUGCGUCCAUGCGAUAUGGCCAUACACUGGUGAACGAGUUGAUAGCCUUGUGGAACACAAGUUUUCAUGCGGAGAGUGAGGAGAGACUCGAUCAAAACUUCUUCAUUGUAGAUAAGCUCUUCAAUGAAUCAGCAUUGCGAGAUAUGUCCCGUUGGAUGGUGUCGUCUCCUUGCAAGAAGUCGGAUGCAUUUUUCGCCGAUCCAAUUUUCAAUCACUUAUUUAACAAUGAACUGGACCUGGCGGCUGUGAACAUCCAGAGAGGACGGGAACACGGACUCCCAGGCUACAUGGCAUUUAGAAAAAAAUGCAACUUGCCUACUGUGGACAAAUUCAGCGAUCUGCACGACAUUGAACCUGAUUUCCGAAACAAAUUUGCCAAUGUGUACAAGAAUGUGGAAGACAUAGAUCUGUUUGCCGGGGCUAUUGCGGAGAAUCCAGUAAGCGAUGGGCAUGUGGGUCCUACAUUUGGCUGCCUGAUGGGGAUGCAGUUUCGGACCCUUAAAAGAGGUGAUCGUUACUGGUUCGACCGCACUGGAGACAUUGAAGGACUCACAGAGGAUCAGGUUGAUGCGGUGAAAAACUUCCCCCUUGCCAAGUUGUUCUGUGACACUUUUGGCUUAAACAGAAUUCAGGAAGACAUUUUCAGUAUACCAAGAGUGAACGAGUUUAAGGCCUGUGCAGACUUUGAGGAGUUCGACAUUGCACCUUUCCUCGUUACAUGAUGAUGUUUUCCAGAACACGAGACACUUGGAUGAAUGAUUACGUUUUUUUACCCAUUAAUAUAUUCUGUGUUGAAUCAAGUUACUUUUGUAUCGCUCAUCGUCCAAACUUCAUGUGACGAACCAAAACAUUAUUAUAUCAGUUUCUUGUUUUGUUAGCAUAAGUACAGUACAGUUCAAUCCGGUAACGCUUGCCCUCGGAAGCGUGAACCAACACGACACCUUGACGUUUACAAUUAACUCUGCAUUGGUACAAAAUAAAGUUGACUUUCAUUCGACAUUAAUUCAUAUCUGUUCGCGAAAAAAUGCAUAUUAUAAUAUUUUUAUUUUGUCCACAAAUGUACAUCGUAAUAUAUCUCAUGCUGUUUUAGUUACUAGUGCUGUUUGUCAAUAAAAAUCUUUUUGCAUAUAAUACCGAA
Messenger RNA from Pecten maximus, 2775 nucleotides. RefSeq names its product myeloperoxidase-like. Gene Ontology annotation, biological process: response to oxidative stress. The transcript has 15 exons. The record is from RefSeq and is a predicted model, not a curated record. NCBI's taxonomy places the organism in Eukaryota, Metazoa, Mollusca, Bivalvia, Pectinida, Pectinidae. The coding region runs from base 134 to 2359 and encodes 741 amino acids. Gene Ontology annotation, molecular function: peroxidase activity; heme binding.